Molecule: messenger RNA, 3030 nt
Organism: Aedes albopictus (Asian tiger mosquito)
Lineage: Eukaryota; Metazoa; Arthropoda; Insecta; Diptera; Culicidae
Product: adenosylhomocysteinase-like 1
Exons: 6
Coding region: 576-1955 (459 amino acids)
Biological process (GO): L-methionine cycle
Cellular component (GO): cytosol
Source: RefSeq, a predicted model, not a curated record
ACGGACUGUCAGUCAUCAUCAUCGCAACGACGGAGGCGAAAAAUCCGAGUCGAGUUUUUCUUCAGCUGGAGCCAGUGACGAAGUUUCGAGUUUCAGUUCCUAGAAUUUUGUGCAAUUUUCGGCCUCUGUGACGAUUCGACGUCGAACCAGCAACCGCCAACCGAACUGGAACGAACAAUUGCCAUCAUAUGACGACCGCGGACGGUUUCAUCUGAGGGAACCGGUGAGGGCGUUCUGUGACAGUUUGGGGCUUUUUUGGAACCCAAUCAUCGCCGCGUGAUGCAACAAUAGUGGCCGGCGCGAGACCGAGACUGUGAAGGUGACGGACCUCCGAUCUAUGUCCUCUCCCGCACGACGUUAUCGUGAUUAAUACAAUAAAAUUGAUUAAAUUGUUCGUUCGGUGGAAAAGCAGCAAAUCACGCAAUCUCAGCGCAAAAGUGUCGUCGAUGGUCGUCUGCGGCGCGACGACGACGAUAUCGUAGUUGUGAAGUGAACAACCACCAGAGAGACAAUUCGCGUUUGUGUAGUUACUUCUGCUGCUGCAGCCGGUUAGUCUUUAUCAGCCCGCCGCCAAGAUGAGUAUGAGUUCGUACACCGAGAGCUCCUCCGAAGAGGACGAUCUGUCCCCGAGGGACAAGGUCCAGCAGAACUCCAAGGGAUUCGCCGAUUUCUGCGUCCGGAACAUCAAGCAGCACUCGUUCGGCCGGCAUGAGAUCGAAAUCGCCGAACAGGAGAUGCCCGGCAUCAUGGCCCUGCGGAAGCAGGCCCUCGAGGACAAACCGCUGAAGGGGGCCAACAUCGUGGGCUGUACACACAUCAACGCCCAAACGGCCGUCCUCAUUGAGACGCUCAUCAACCUGGGGGCCAACGUGAGAUGGGCUGCGUGCAAUAUCUACUCGACACAGAAUGAAGUUGCCGCCGCCCUAGCGGAAAGUGGAGUGCCGAUAUUCGCCUGGCGGGGCGAGAUCGAGGAGGAUUUCUGGUGGUGCAUCGAUAAAUGUGUCCAUGCGGAAAACUGGCAACCGAACAUGAUCCUGGAUGAUGGCGGCGAUGCGACGCAUCUGAUGCUGAAAAAGUACCCCGUCAUGUUCAAGAUGAUCAAGGGCAUCGUGGACGAGAGCGUGACCGGGGUGCACCGGUUGUAUCAGCUGUCGAAGACGGGCAAGCUGACGGUACCGGCCAUGAACGUGAAGGAUGCCAUCACCAAGACCAAGUUCGACAGUUUGUACAGUUGUAAGGAGUCGGUCAUUGAUAGCUUGAAACGCGCCACGGAUAUUAUGAUCGGUGGCAAGCAGGUCGUCCUGUGCGGCUACGGCGAAGUCGGCAAAGGUUGUGCUCAAGCCCUGAAGGCGCUCGGUUGUAUUGUGUACGUAACGGAGAUCGAUCCGAUUUGUGCCCUGCAGGCCUGCAUGGAUGGCUUCCGUGUGGUCAAGCUGAACGAGGUGAUAAGGACGGUUGACGUCGUGAUCACGUGCACCGGAAACAAGAACGUGGUGACCCGUGAGCACAUGGACAAGAUGAAGAACGGUUGCAUCGUGUGCAACAUGGGCCAUUCCAACACGGAGAUCGACGUCAACAGUCUGCGAACCUCGGAACUGCAGUGGGAGAAGAUGCGUUCCCAGGUCGAUCACAUCAUUUGGCCUGGCCCCGACGGGAAGCGAAUCAUCCUGCUGGCCGAGGGACGGCUGGUGAAUCUGUCUUGCUCAAGCGUGUCGUCGUUCGUUGCGUCGAUCACGGCCGCUACCCAAGCGCUGGCACUAAUCGAGCUGUUCAACGCACCGCCCGGACGGUACAAGGCCGACGUGUAUCUGCUGCCGAAGAAGAUGGACGAGUACGUUGCCAGUUUGCAUCUACCGACGCUGGAUGCACACCUAACGGAAUUGACCGAUGAUCAGGCGCGCUACAUGGGCCUCAACAAGGCCGGUCCCUUCAAACCAAACUACUACAGGUAUUAGUGUCGUUCGUAUUGCAAAAUCAAUACGCAAUUGUAAAGCAUUUUCCGAGAAAACCAAGGAGCAAAAAAAAGUAUUGUGUUUAGGAGUUCAAUCGGGAUUUUUUGUUCGGUUUUGAAACAAUUUAGCGCAUGUAGAAAAAAAACUAUCGCAGAGGACGGGACAUUAUAAACUGGAUAUAAAAUUGGCCAAGCUACUUCUGGACAAGUAGUAGUAUCGUAGACAAUUUUUAGAAUCGUAGAUUUAAUAGAAACGAAACGAUGAAAAGGAGUAAGGCAAUGCGCAGCAAAAUUAAACAAAAAGUAAGAAACGAAACUCUUCCGCUUCCACUAUUACGCAAACAUAAGAAAACGAAACAAGCUGAAUUAUACACUGUUACAGAAUCGCAAAAUGAAAACUAUAUACUUUAGAAUCGGGAAAAGAGAGGGAUAAAACUUGAAGGGAAACGAUCACGUCCCAUCUAUCAACUAAAAUCACACGGUACGUCGUUUUGUUUUGUCUAUUUUUGUGGCGCAAACGUUAUAUCAACGAUGCUCUUAUUUCGAAGUGUCAAUUAUAACGAUUAGUUAACGGAUACGUUUUGUGCACGAUUUAUAUGGCAGCAGAAACAAACACUACUGGCGGAAAUCCGUUCCCAGGCUUUAUCGCAAAUUCGGAUUCGAACCGCGUUUAUCACCUAUCACUCGGUCGAUAAAAUCACACCACAAACAUUCACUGUUGUUAGGAUUGCAUUUUUCAGAACUCUUUCCAAGCAUUUAAAUUAGUGAAACGCCAAACAACUGCACCACCACGGUGAUCGGAAGGGGUGAUGAAUCCUUUUCCGGUGCCGAGACCUCUACAGUAUAACGUGAUGAAUAGCGAUUUCUUUGGUCUAAGUUUAGCGCGCACGCAUUACACCCCAUAGCAGCAUACAUUUGCAGCAGUAGACGACGCGUAUUACUAUUAUUAUUAUUACGGUUAAUUAUAAAACUAUUAUUAUCCUCCUUAUUAGUAUCAUUAUCUUGGAUAAGAAUUCCAGACGAGCGGUAGCAAUUGCACACAGAGAAGUUAAGAAAAUAUAACACCCAUUUUUAAGGCG